Messenger RNA from Mytilus californianus (California mussel), 5621 nucleotides. RefSeq names its product helicase with zinc finger domain 2-like. The record is from RefSeq and is a predicted model, not a curated record. The coding region runs from base 91 to 5346 and encodes 1751 amino acids. The transcript has 10 exons. Gene Ontology annotation, molecular function: RNA nuclease activity; 5'-3' DNA helicase activity; RNA binding. Lineage: Eukaryota; Metazoa; Mollusca; Bivalvia; Mytilida; Mytilidae.
AGACUUAAAGCUAAAGAAGUAAAAGAAAAUUACCAGAGAAAGAAACGACAUCGUCCGAAAAGAGAACAUAAAACUGUGGAAUACUUUACAAUGUCAACUUCGUGGAAAGGUACCAAAGCUAAGAGGUUUAUGAGUGCAAAGGACACGGGAUGCUCAAACGAAUGUAUUAGCUCAUCGAAGCUAGUUGAAACAAUACAAAUACCAAAAGGUCAUGACAUUUCUGAUGUUGAAAGCGACGAAGAAUUUGACAAAUUGACUAAAGACAACUGGAUUGGUUCUGAUAAUACAUUGGCUGAUGAUGAAAAAGAUAUUGAAAGUGAACCUAUCGAUUACUACGAGCAGAGUGUACAGAUAUAUGAAAGGGAUCAGUCCAAUGAGUUAAACGAAUGUGAGUGGUUAAAAAAUGGAAUAAUAUUAUCAAAAAAAUAUUUAGACCAGCAUUUAAAAACAAAGAUUCAAAGACAAAAGAAAAACAUAUUUCAAUACAAAGAAUUUUACGGGACUAAAAAACUAAAAGAACUUUGUCAAAGAAAUCCUCAUAAAUUCAAGACCUGUAAAGUUAAACUCGAGGCUGCACACACAGCAGUAUGCAAAAUCAUCGAUCAUUCUGACAAAAUAUCCGAAAUAGAAAUAUCUGGAAGGUCCAAAAUAGGCAAGGUUUUUAAUGACGAUGAAGUUUGCGUUGAAAUAUUAAAGGAUGAGAUUGAAGAAUACAAAAGCCACGCACAAAUUGAUUCAAGACGGAACUUUACUACAUAUACACCCAACCAGAAUUUGAAAAUUUAUGGUCAGAUAAAAGGAGUUAUAAAACGGAUUCAUUUUCCAAAUGUUAACCAUCCUGUCUUUGUUUGCAUGUUGGAUGAAUCGGAAUAUCAUUUAAUGUUGCCAGUUUCAAAAACAAUACCAAAACUUCAUAUACUGAAUAACAAUUGUACAAACAAUUAUCAAAUUGAUGUAUACCGGUAUGAUGCAGAGAAGGAAGAACUUGAACACAAAGAACUCUUUACUAUCAAACCAGGAGAAAAAAAGAACUUCAUUUUUUUGGUAGCCAUGAUAUGCUGGAAUGACAUUUACCCACGCGGUGCAGUUAUCAAAAUCUUAAAUGCAAAAAGCGGCUUACAUUCCGGGAUUGAAAUCUUGAAAUUACAACAUCAAGUGCCUACAAUGUACAAGAAAAAAACAAUUGAAAAUCUGAAUUUGUUGCUAGAAUUGGAUGAGCCUCUUUUAUUUAAAAAAGACCGAAUAGACUUAACCGGUUUGGAAAUAUUUACGAUUGAUCCAUCAAAUUCAAGAGACUUGGAUGAUGCUUUAAGUAUCGAAGAUUUAGAUGAUACCUAUAGGGUUGGUGUACACAUUGCAGAUGUAACUUUUUACGUUGAAAAGGGUAGCGAUAUUGACAUUGAAGCCUAUGAACGUGCCACUACGUAUUAUCCCGGCAAUGGUUUUAUUCCACACCAUAUGUUGCCUUCUCCUUUAAGUACGCAGUUAUGUAGUUUAAUACCUGGAGAAACGAGACCUUCGAUAUCUUUAUUUUUUACCUUUAAAAAAAAAGAUGGUCUCCAAAAGCAUGAAACUGAAAUUCAGAGAAGUUACAUCAAAUCAACAAAACAACUCUCAUAUAGAGAUGUUCAAAGCAUUAUUCUGAAUGCUGAAAUAACACAUACAGAUUCUUUAUGUAAGCAAAUUCAUGGCUUGUUUAACCUAGCUAAAAACCAAAGGGUUAACAGAUUGGGCAGUGGGUUAUUUUACUCUCCAAUAUCAAAACACGACGAUGAUGAUGAUUUCAUAGAUACAAGGGAGGCUCAUUAUUUGGUGGAAGAGUUCAUGAUACUUGCCAAUAACGCAAUAGGGAAAUUUCUCUUAAAGAAAUUUGAAGACUGUAUUCCUCUCCGAGUACAGCAGCCACCGAAUCCAGAGCAUGUGAAAACAUGGCUAGAAUCACAUGAAUAUUAUGCUGAUUUAAUACUAAAGUUACAGGAAAUUCGACCGUCUCCAUCAUUAUGGCAUGAUCGAAAGCUUACAAUAGAUAAUACUCAAACUGAAAAAUAUGACAAGCUACUCAUGUAUCAGCAUUGGGUUUGGAAGAAAAUAAUAUUAGCAAUCGAACAAAAAGAUUACACAGCGGCAAGUCGAAUCAUAGGUUGUGAUGAACUACAUCCAUUCUCAUGUUUGGCACUGGAGGAGUGGUAUGAAUACCAAGAAAGAGCUGAAUACAAAUGCUCAGGUGAAAUACAUCCAAAGCAAGAUGGUUCUCAUUUUACACUAAGCAUGUUCCCAUACACUCAUUUUACAUCACCAAUUCGACGAUACUCAGAUAUAAUCGUUCACCGGCUACUGCAUUGUGCCUUAAAUAAUAAAGGUCCCUGCUAUACAAAAGAUGAGGUUUCCGAAAUGUGUCAUUAUCUGAAUGAAGUGACAAGGCGAGCAAAGAAAUACCAAAAACACUGCCGAGCGUUAAGAUGGGGAUACAAAUUAACCGAAGAGCCGCAAAUUUUUCAUGGAUUUGUUAAAACUGUUUCUGAGAAAGAGAUAUCCGUUGUUUUUCCUGGUCAUAGAUCUCUACCAAAAAGUUCAAAAAACAUUCAACUAAAUUGUUUAAAUGCUUUGAAGAAACCAGAAUUCAAGACAGAUACGUUAACUGGAAGGAAAAUUUUAGAGCUGACUUGGAAAAAGAGGUUAUACUCAUUCGAUGGAUAUACCCCUAUUAAGAAGAAAGAAAUAAAGCAGGAUAGUUACAGGUUGAAUCCACACAACCGGGGAUUUUUCCAACAGCAAAGGAAAUGGAAAGUAAUACUGGAAAAUUUAACCUCAGCAAAAAGUCCAAAGGAAAAAAUGAAAAGGUUACGAAAAAUCAUCAACGAUAUUGGAUUGGGAGAUUCGAAGGAAAACGUCGACAAGCUUCUAGGAAACGUACCAUCAUGUUUCGAGACAGAAAGAGAUGUCAGUUCUGAGGUGCGAGAAGGACCAAUUACAUUACAAAGCUGUCAGUUUACUAUGACCUUUAAUCAUCAACAAAUAGUACCUCUUCAGCUGUCUGCCGAAUAUGUAAAGGGUGUACUCAUUCCACAAAUCGAGAUAUUUGAUAUGACGAAUAAUGUCAAGCAUUGUUUCCAACAUGUCCAAGACCCUGUAAAAUAUUUAGAGCAAUACUCAACUUCUCCGUCAAAAAAGAGGUAUAAUAGUAUAGUCGAUUAUCUUAGGACAUGGAGACCAUUAAUAGAAAUGGAAUCAGCUUCAAAUUCAGUAAAAUGCAAUACAGCGACAAUAAACGAUGUUCCUGUAAAAUUUCUAUCACAGCAUGAAGGAAAAUUUUCAUUUAGCAAAGAAUUUUGUGAUCAACGGAAUAUUGAUAUAAAUAAAGCUACUUUGAGUGUGUUUCUUGCCGAAAAAGAAGCUGUCGACGAAGAGAACGAGGAAGGAAUAAAUGAAAUUGCCAGUCCAGAUUACCUUUGUAUCAAGUGUCCGAUUUUUAAAACAACCACAGAGAAACGGGAUUUGAAAAAAGGAAAUAUUGCACCCAGCGAUUAUUUCAUUUGGAUGGCGCAUGCAAAAAUUUGUAGAGCAAAAAUAAGAAAAGGAAAAACUGAUUUCAUAUUUAGGAUUCACAAAGAUAGCAAACCGGUUCCUCCUGAACUAAUGACAGAGGAUAGCAAAAAAAGGUGCAGCAUUGAAAUCAUAUUCAAAUCCAGUGCAGAUCAGAGAAUUGAUGCAGUUUUACAGUGUCUCAAUAAAGCCACAGCUCUUGCACAAUCUAUAGCAACGGGAAAUGCGAUGCCAAAACUUGAUGAAGACCACUAUAAACUAGGCUUUCAUACCAAACCAGAGGUUCGGUAUGUAGGAUUGGUUGGCAACAAUACAGAGCAGUAUAAAGCUAUAACGAGGGCGUUAACAUCAUCAUUUAGUUUGAUACAGGGUCCACCAGGUACUGGAAAGACUUAUACAGGUAUCAAGCUGGUUUACCUGUUUAAUCAAAUCAACCUUAAAUGGAAGGAGAUGGGCAAUGAGAAGAAACAGAUUAUUUUCUGUGGUCCAUCAAACAAAUCUGUAGAUCUGGUGGCAAGGUGGAUAAAGUGGAAGUUAAAGCAUAAAUGUCCUCAAAUGGUUCGAUGGUAUGGAAGUUCUAUUGAGGACGACGCCUAUCCCAUUCCUGGAAAAACUCAAAUUUCACGUGGAGAAAGAUCAAAAGCUGACGAACAUUUGCGUGAAGUAUCCAUGCAUAUAUUGAUAAGACAAUUUGGAAAGCCUUACCAGAAAGAGAUUGCAGAUUUUGACCGGCAAUUCAAGCAAAACCCAGAUGGAGUUGAUUAUAAAGUUGUUAAAAAGUACAGAAACCUAAUAUCAAAAGCUGUUAAUGAGGAGGUCAAGCAUCAAGAUAUAAUUUUUUGUACAACAGCUAUGGCGACAAACCCUAAGCUGCUUAAAGGAACAAGGGGACGUAUUUUCCAAAUUAUCAUUGACGAGUGUGGAAUGUGUACAGAACCCGAAAGUAUAGCUGCCAUCAUAGCAACCAGAGCUGAACAAGUAGUUCUUAUUGGUGAUCACAAACAGUUACGACCAAUAGUAAUGUCUACUGACGCCGCCAAACUAGGAUUAGAAAAGUCUUUGUUUGAAAGAUAUGCCAAAAAGGCAACUCUAUUAACUUCACAAUACAGAAUGAAUCCUGAAAUUUGUGCUUUUGCUUCAGAGCAGUUUUAUUUCAAUAAACUGAUAACAGAACAAUCAAAUUGGUGGAUGACCGAUAUUCCUCUGAGAUCUUGGAUAAACAAAAGUAUUCCGGUUAUAUUUUGUGAUGUUAUGGGUAAGGAGGAUUACCUCCCUUUUGAUACAGAGGAGGGAAAUGAACAGUCCUGUUGUAACCAAGAAGAGAUUGAACAUGCGGUUAAAAUAUUUAAACAUCUGGUUGAUGAAGAGUUGAUAGAUACAGAAUACAUCAAUAUUAUGAGUCAGUAUAAUGCCCAGUGUACAGCGAUGAGGAAAGCUCUGAAAGCAGAAAAGUUUAUAAAGUUUAACGUGAAUACAGUUGUAGCCAGUCAAGGAGGUGAAUGGGACUAUGUUAUUAUAAGCCUUGUAAGAUCCUUACCACAUUACAGAAUAGAACCAAACCCUACGUUAGGUUGGUGUAAGCAGAAUCUUGGUUUUAUCACUGAUGAACACCAAGCAAAUGUAGCCUUGACAAGGGCUCGUAAAGGACUUAUUGUUUUAGGAAAUAAGGAAUUGUUAAUGUGCAGCAAAGUGUGGGGACGUUUUAUCACUCAUUAUGGUAGACGGGGUUGUGUUGUUGAUAAGGAAAAAUUUCCACCCAAACGUUCCAGUAAGAAGAAGAAAAGGAAAAAUCGAAAAGAAUAAAGAAAAGCAAAAGUUUGGAGAGCUCAUUGAAAAUGAUAAGCAUGUCCAUUAUAAGCGGAGAGUCAUGAGUUAUUUGUCUGCCUUUCCUGCAUGCAACUACUACAGAUUGCUUUGAAUUUAUACAAAUAAUUUCCUUUAAAAGAAUGCACAUUCUUCGUGUACUAUGUAUUAUAGUGUGAAAUACGUUUUUAAGUCAUAUUUGAUAUAUAUCAAGCCCUUAGAUGCCCUGAAAUAUUUCAAUGAGAUGAAAGAUAAUUUCCGUUGGUCAAAUUGUU